Molecule: messenger RNA, 1808 nt
Organism: Danio aesculapii
Lineage: Eukaryota; Metazoa; Chordata; Actinopteri; Cypriniformes; Danionidae
Gene: btr32
Product: bloodthirsty-related gene family, member 32
Exons: 7
Coding region: 97-1695 (532 amino acids)
Biological process (GO): protein ubiquitination
Molecular function (GO): ubiquitin-protein transferase activity; zinc ion binding; protein binding
Source: RefSeq, a predicted model, not a curated record
GACAGAAAGUGAAAGAAAACUGCAGAGAAAGCAGAAGCAGAAAUCAGACAAAACCUUCCUGAAUCUGGAGAAAACAGCGGAUAUUCACUCACAGGCAUGGCGUCCUCCAGUGGUCUGAAUGAGGAGCUCCAGUGCUCCAUCUGUCUGGAUGUGUUCACUGAUCCAGUCACCACUCCAUGCGGACACAACUUCUGCAGAACCUGCCUGAACAAGUGCUGGACAAUCACACACACCUGCUGCUGUCCUUUAUGUAAAGAGGAAUUCAGCAAACAGCCUGAUCUGAAGGUCAACAUCGCACUGAGAGAGGUGGUGGAGCACUUUAAGCAGCAGAGCAGUCCAGCAGAAUCUGAGGUGUUGUGUGAUAUCUGUGAAGACAGAAAGCAGAAAGCAGUGAAGUCCUGCCUGACCUGUCAAAGCUCUUACUGUGAGAAUCACCUGGAGCCCCAUUACAGAGUCCCACGCCUGAAGAAACACACACUGAUCAGCGCUGUGGAGAAUCUGGAGGAUUACAUAUGCCCGAAACACGAGAGACCUCUGGAGCUGUUCUGCAGAGAUGAUCAGAUGUGUGUGUGUUUGUUCUGCACUGAAGGAGAACACCAGAGCCACAACACUGUUCCUAUAGAGCAGGAGAGCCAGCAGAAGAAGAAUCAGCUUGUGAAGACACAGACAGACGUGCAGCAGAUGAUCCAGGACAGAAUGAAGAAGAUUCAAGAGAUCCAGCACUCAGUACAGCUGAGAAAGAGGAACACAGAGAAGGAGAAGUCCAGCAGUGUGGAGCUCUUCAAUGGUCUGAUCCGCUCCUUCGAGAGAUGUCAGUCAGAUCUGCUGAAGAUGAUGGAGGAGCAGCAGAAAGCAGCAGAGAAACAGGCUGAAGAUCUGAUUAAAGAGCUGCAGCAGGAGAUCACAGAGCUGAAGAGCAGAAACACUGAGCUGGAGAAGCACAUGCACUCUGAAGAUCAUCUCCACCUCAUACAGGUUUACCCAUCCCUCAGCAGCUCUGUAAACACCAAGAGCUGGUCUGAGAUCAGUGUUGACUCUGAUGUGGAUGCGCUGCUCCCACUACACAGAGCUCUGACUAUACUAAGAAAAACCCAGGAGACGAUACAUGAAAACAUCAGUCAAACUGGGUUGAAGAGUGUUCAGCAGUAUGCAGUGGAUGUGACUCUGGAUCCUGACACGGCGAAUCCAUUUCUCAUCCUGUCUGAUGAUGGAAAACAAGUCAGUCUUGGAGAUGUUGAGAGGAACGUUCCAGAAAACCCAAAGAGAUUUGAUGAAACUGCUUGUGUUCUGGGGAAACAGGGCUUCAGUAGAGGGAGAUUUUACUAUGAGGUGCAGGUGCAGGGGAAGACUGACUGGGUUAUAGGAGUGGUCAAAGAAUCCAUCAACAGAAAAGAGGAUAUUGAUGAGAUGAAUUUGAAUGGACUCUGGGUGAUUAUGAGUUUCGAGGAUCAAUAUGCAGUUGGUAGUAAUUCAAUAUUCAUGGUACUUCCAAACGCAAACCCUGAGAAGGUUGGAGUGUUUGUGGAUUAUGAGGAGGGUUCGGUCUCCUUUUAUAAUGUGGAUGCCAGAUCUCACAUCUACACCGUCACUGCUCAGACUUUCACUGAGACACUCUAUCCAUACUUUAGUCCAAGAAAUAAUAAUGACGGUAAAAACUCAGACGCAAUGAUCAUCACACCUGUCUGCUCUAUUUAACAAGUCAAAUGAACAAGCAUAAUCAUGCAGAUUUUACUAAGUAAACUAUGUAGACACAAAAACCAAAGACUGUGUCAGGAUUUCAGUUCAUCUUAAAGGCAGAAAUCAUCAAU